Molecule: messenger RNA, 2448 nt
Organism: Coniosporium apollinis CBS 100218
Lineage: Eukaryota; Fungi; Ascomycota; Dothideomycetes
Product: glutamate carboxypeptidase II
Exons: 3
Coding region: 1-2448 (815 amino acids)
Molecular function (GO): carboxypeptidase activity
Source: RefSeq, a predicted model, not a curated record
AUGAGCCACAACCAACUGGCAGAGAAAGCCCCAAUGGCGCCCACCGAACGCACCCCGCUCAUCCAAGUCAUCCCCAUAGCACCUCCACACGAGCGCUAUCCCCACCACACCCUCCGCCGCGUCUGCACCGUCGUCCUAACCGCCAUCCCCAUCUUCGUGAUCGCUAUCCUGCUCUAUACUCUCUUUCUCCCCACCUCCAUCCACGGCUCAGACAGCAUACCCGUCCUCGCCUACCUCCCCUGGAGCCCCUCCCACUCCAUCAGCAGCGCCUGGCCGAACAGCGAUGGCGUGAGCUUUGAGCAGCUCGGCGCGAUACUGCUCGAGACGCCGAAAGAGGAGAAGGCUAGGGAGUGGAGUAGGUACUACACCUCGGGGCCGCAUCUGGCGGGGAAGAAUCUGAGUCAGGCCGAAUGGACGAGGGAUCUGUGGAAGAGCUUUGGGGUUAAGUCGGAGAUUGUCGCGUAUGAUAUCUAUGUGAACUAUCCGAAGGACCACCGGUUGGCGUUGUUGGAGGAGGUGAGCGGUGAGGCGCAGGAAGGGAUUGAUGGGGAAGACAAGAAGGAAAGGGAGUGGAAGAUCAAGUUUGAGGCGGGUCUGGAGGAGGACGUCCUGGACGAGGACAGUACAAGCGGAUUAGAAGACCGCAUACCCACGUUUCAUGGCUACAGUGCCUCCGGUAAUGUCACAGCUCAAUACGUCUACGUCAAUUACGGCUCAUACCAGGACUUCGAAGAUCUGCAGAAGGCCAACGUAGAUCUGGAAGGCAAGAUCGCGCUCAUCAAAUACGGCGGCAUCUUCCGCGGUCUCAAAGUCAAGCGCGCUCAAGAGCUGGGUAUGGUCGGUGCAAUCAUCUACUCAGACCCCGGCGACGACGGGCAGAUCACGGAGCAUCACGGCAACAAGACGUAUCCCGAAGGGCCUGCGCGAGAGCCGAGCAGUGUCCAGAGAGGCAGUACGCAGUUCUUGAGUUUCGCGCCUGGCGAUCCUACGACUCCUGGUUAUCCGUCCAAGCCAGGCGUGCCACGGCAGCCCGUAGACGCAGCCAUCCCUUCCAUACCCUCGAUACCUAUCUCAUACAUGGAUGCACUCCCGCUUCUGAAGGCCCUCAACGGCCACGGACCGAACGUAUCGUCAUUCAACAAGUACUGGCAAGGCGGCGGCCUAGGGCACAAAGGCGUCCACUACAACAUCGGUCCCUCGCCACCCAACCUCACCCUCAAUCUCAUGAACGAGCAAGAGUACGUCACGACGCCCAUGUGGAACGUUAUCGGCAUCAUCAACGGCUCCAUCCCAGACGAAGUCGUCGUACUCGGCAACCACCGCGACGCCUGGAUAGCCGGUGGCGCCGGUGAUCCGAACAGCGGCUCCGCGGCCCUGAAUGAGGUUGUUCGAAGCUUCAGCGCUGCGCUCGCGGCUGGCUGGAAACCACUUCGCACCAUUGUGCUUGCUUCGUGGGAUGGUGAAGAGUACGGACUAUUAGGAUCGACUGAGUGGGUCGAAGAAUACCUCCCCUGGCUCCAAAAAGCAACCAUCGCGUAUCUGAAUGUCGAUGUCGGGACCACGGGCCCGCAUUUCAAAGCCUCAGCCGCGCCGCUGCUGAACAAAGUCCUGUACGAAGCGGCUUCGCUCGUACAAUCCCCCAACCAGACUAUCGCUAAUCAGACAAUCCGCGAUACCUGGUCCGGCCACAUUAGCACCAUGGGCAGCGGCAGCGACUUCACCGCCUUCCAGGACUUCGCGGGCAUCCCGUGCGUCGACAUGGGCUUCAGCGCUGGUCCAGACACGGCUGUGUAUCACUACCAUUCCAACUACGACAGCUUCGAUUGGAUGGAGCGGUUCGGAGAUCCUGGGUGGCACUACCACAUCGCCAUCACGAAGGUGUGGGCGCUGUUGGCGGCGAAGCUAAUCGAGUCGCCGAUCGUGCCGCUGAAUGCUACGGACUACGCUGUGGGGCUCAAGGGGUACCUGGACGCCGCGAAAGAGAAAGCGCGUGCGAAGAUCGCUGCGUCUUCUUCCGAUCAACGGGACCUGUUGGAAACCGCAGUCUCAACAAACGACCUCUUCGACAACCUCGACGCCGCCAUCGCCCGCCUCCACAACGUGUCAGUAGCUUUCGACCGCGCCGCCGCGUCCCUCGCCGACGAGAUCGAGCAUAACCCGAUCCCGUGGUGGAAGUGGUGGGAGAAGGUGAAGCUCUACUACCGCGUGCGCGCGGUAAACGACAAGUACAAGUACCUCGAGAGACAGUUUCUGUAUGCGCCGGGCUUGGACGGCAGGAGCUGGUUCAAGCACGUGGUGUUUGCGCCGGGGAAGUGGACGGGGUAUGCGGGCGCGACGUUUCCGGGGCUGGUCGAGGCGAUUGGAGACGGUGAGUGGGGGCAGGCGAGAAAAUGGGCGGGUAUCGUUACGGGGGUCAUGCAUAGGGCUGCGGCGUCGCUGGAAAAGUAG